UCCGAAAAUAACUGUGCUCUGCCUAUCGCACAACGCUGCUGCCUGCUGCAACCUCCAGCAGCAAGCAACCUCCAGCAGCAAGCAAGCAAGCAACGCCGUCGACAAGACACAAAACACCGCUUCACCCUAAAAGAUUUAAAAAACACACGCGCGCGCGGACAGAGGACAAAAACAUGGGCACUCCGCAGAAGUUUGUGUCAAAUAUAGAAGAAGCAAUGCUGUUGGAAAUAUUGAAGAAGAAGUUGGCAUUUCUGUCGGGGGGCAAAGAUCGCCGCUCCGGCCUCAUCCUGACGAUUCCUCUCAACUCGGAUCAGAACAACAUCGACGAGAUCAACGUGACGCUUAACUACCUCCUCAGUAUUCCCAGUGAGAAGUGCAAGUCCCGUGGCUUCACCGUGAUUGUCGAUGGGCGGAAGGCUGCGUGGAAUCUGGUGAAGACGGUGGUGCUGACGUUACAGAACGUCAUCCCGGCGGAAGUGUCCCUCGUGUGCGUCGUGAAGCCCGACGACUUCUGGGACAAGAAGUUCACGCACUUCUGCUUCUGGAAGGAGAAAAACAGGCUUGGCUUUGAGGUCAUCCUGGUGUCCGCUAACAAACUGACGCGCUACAUAGAGCCAUGUCAGCUGACGGAGGAGUUUGGAGGAACGCUGAAGCACAAUCACGUGGACUGGGUUUCUAAGCGCAUGGCGUUUGAGAAGUUCGAGAGAGACUCCUUGACGCUGCUCAGCGAGAUGGCGCGAGUGAUGAACGGAACGAAAACGUCAAACCAGCAGAGUGGAAAUCUACCCUCGGACGAGCACAUGCUGUCUGGCGACCCCGAAGCCUAUGCUGAAAAUGGACGCCAGCUGCUCCUGGACCUGCAGCAGAGUCAAGGGCCGCGGGCCGAGGAUGACCUGGUCCGGUUUCCCGUGGAGGGCGAGGUGACGGUCCAGGCCAGGGUUUUGGAGCUGCUCGAUGCUGUGCACUCUCAGCACGAGAAGUGCCGUGAGAUGUGCCGGCAGCAGAGUCAGCUGAUUCGUCUGGACGACCUACGGCAGAAGAUCACCGAGGUUGUGAACUGGUUUGAAGGCCCAGGGGCUGAUAUGCUGAAGGAGCAGCGAGGCAUCGGAGACUCGGCGCGCGCAACACAAGCUCUGCAGCAGAAGCAUGAAGACAUCGAGAACUUGUACACGGAGUGGUUCGCCGUCUACGUGGACCUGGGCCAGCAGAUCUCGGCGCUGCUGUCGGCGGCCGAGACGGCGGAGGGGGAGGAGGACGAGGGGGGGGUCGGCGGCUCCGAGGGCAGCUCGGAGGAGCUGCAGGCGCUGCAACAGCGGCUCAACGACGUGUGCUACCGGCACGCCAUGCAGCUCGAGUACCGGCAGAGCCUGCUGCAGGCCGCGGCGGACUUCCACAGGCUCUCGCAUGACUUGUCGCACAAUCUGGACGGGCUGCUGGGUGUUCUGUGCACGGACGUUCUGCUCGUUGACGGUACCACGGCGCAGCAGAGCCUGCGCGUGCUGGAGGAGAAGCUGCAGACCGUGGAGGCCGUGUCACAGGGGCUGCAGGAGAAGAGCCAGGCCCUGUUGGAGCUGCUGGGCAGCCCCCCGCCGCAGGCCACGUGGCGCGGGGAGCCUGGCUCCGGUGACGGCGGCGAGGCCGACACCGGCACCCACGUGCACGCACUCAUGGACGACAUGCUUCUGCGCAAGAAGAGGUGUGAGGACAUGGUGGACGUGAGGAAGCUGAAGCUCCUGCAGAUCAUCCAGGUGCUCAAGUGCGAGGACGACGCCUCCCAGGCGGUGGACUGGCUCGGGGAGCUGCAGGACGCGAUGCUCAAGACGCACACGCAGCUCGGGGAUGACUCGCGCGAGGUCGAGGCGCUGCUGGAGAAACACAAGAAGUGCCACGACGUAGCCCAGAGCACGUACGAGUACGGGCGGGAGCUGCUGCAGGCGUCGGUGCUGAUGCGCAAGUCUCUCCGCUACGCGGGGAAAGCGAGCGGCGAGGUGCUGCCGCGGCUCACGCGCGCCUGGAAGCAGUUCUCUGCCACGUCCGAUGAGCGGGGAUGCCGGCUCGCCAUGGCGCAGGCUUUCCACGCCGCCGCGGAGAAGGUGCUGAGGGAGGACACGUCCGCCACGGGGAACGCGAGUCACGACCGCGAGCGGGAAGCGGAGGAGCUGGGGCGCUCGCUGCUGGACCGGCUAACGAUGCCCGUGAGCCUGCCCGACGGCUCGGAGCAGUUCUUCGGGAGCCCCGGCGACAUGGCCGCGGCGACGGAAGGGAUCCGCGAGAAGCUGCGGCUGCUGGAGCAGAGGCUGAGCGCUCCGUGCGGAACGCCCAACGGCGACUUCUAGCCACUGGCCCCAAGCGGCCUCCUCCGUUUCGCGCGAGCGGCCCCGGAUUGGCCUCCGGGCGACUUGCGUGCGGUCGCUCGCUCGCUGACGGCCGCCGUCCCUCCCCGCGCGGGCGGGCAACUGUGCGCGCUCACGGUGGCCCGGAGCGUCGGCUUGCAUCUUAACGCCCGGAGUAAAGACGUCUCGCCCGUUGUGGUGUGGUGACAAGGUCCUUGUUGGGUGGGGGGGGGUCAGUCUUUUCACGAACGCCUGGUUACACUGCACAGACUUCCGCGCGGGGUCUUUUGGCGGCCGGCCUUGAUGGUCUUCCGAUAACUUGGAACGAGAUUUUGUCAUUUGCUCGCCGUAUCUUACGGCGAGGUCUCCUGCGCCGCCCUACACCGUGGUAUAACGGCCCGGCGUCCUGUACACUACACCGUCGAGGUUUAUAAGCUGCCGAUGGCUUGUAUAUCAUGCUACGGUAGCCUGUGCGGUGUGUUGUUACACCCCACACCAUGGUGUGUAUAACGUGAUAUUCUGUACACCUUAGUGCCCUUGAUUUACACUGCACCUCGCUGCGGCACACACACACACACGCACUCGGUAUCCCGUACGUCUCGUACACCGUUUUGCACGCUGCGCGUACCGCACCGAGUCCCGUAUGCCUCCCCGUGCACACUGUGAGAGUUGACGGCUGUGUAAACUGCACUGCUAAGCACGCCUGCGCACUAACAGGCUGCACAACCAAGCCUACAAACGCGUUCCUCUCUUCGCCGGGUUUAUCCGGCGUACCGCCACCACCGCCGCCGCCGCCGCGGGUGAAUUUCAUGACGAAUGAAACGGCAGCGCGUGUGUGUGCGCCAGUCGCGUUUGCGUCUCGCGUUUACGAAAAGCAAUGUGGUCCGGUAUCGUGCAAGUGGCUUCCUAUGGUUCGGCCGCUGAUGCAGGGAUUUAAGUGACGAGCGAAGGGCAUGCGGUCAGAGAGCGGUGUCGAUUUUACUGAAGGACCUGCGGGAGUAGGGAGCGGAGAGUGAAGGGUGUAGCAAUGGGUCCCUGAACGUAGGAUAUUGGUGCGAGAAGAGUACAAGAGGGAAUCUGCGUUCAGGAUUGGUGGGGCCUACAGCACAUGUGUUGUCGCUGGGCUUUAAAGCGGCGAGAUUAGCGAACUCCCGUCCCUUUUUUGCAAUAAGUGAAAUAUUUGAGCAAUGACAAAUUGGAUUUUCGAUGGAAGUAAGUUGAUUGGUAAUUGCAAGCCUCUUCGGUUUUUUAAAAUGUAUAUUCUUGCAAGGUAAAGUACGGUUUAUCAUCUUAAAACAACGGGGCACAUUCAUUUUGUUGGAUUUUUCCAAGUGUUGCAGUGAAGGUGCACGCCGACUGCAUAUUAUUAAUGACGAUCGGGAUGGGUAUUUCUUUUUUUUACCUACUUGGGUAGAUGGUGGCAAUAUUUUCUACUCAGCCACAUUUCCCAUCGUGGUCACACAGCAGUCUUGAUUAACUUGAUAGUAAUACAUAAGUGCACGCUAAACUUCUUAAUCAAUAGAAGCUUCUUUCAGUGAUGUUAGGCUCCGGGUAAUUUUCUCUUAUUUAUUAAAAUAUUUCUUUUUUUUUUUAAGCAGGCUGGCCAUUUUUUUAACUUUUUUUUAACUAUUCGCUUGAUGCUAUAAAUGGUGCUGAAGUAAUAGCAAUUUAAAUAUUUUACUUAUCUGUAAUAAUUAUUCGAUCAUUAAUACUUUUAGUUGACGAGUUAUAGGUUAGCGUAUUCACGUUAUUUAAACAUUGAGCUGGCCUCGCCCUUGGAUUGUAGUGUUAACCAAGUACAGUACAGCUCUCAUUUUUCCACGUUAACACGUUUGAUUAUUUCCUAUAGCGUACUUUUUCUUGAUUCACAGAUGGUCACUAUUACUUUUAGAAGUUUUCCCAAUGCGUUUCGGCUUUGAUCGGCCGAUGUACAAUGUAUGAAGUAAUAGCAUUUCCUGAAUCUGCGUAAAUAUCACCGCAACGCUCAUUUUCAAUUGGUUCCUAUAUUGAUAUGUUUUGCCAAUCCCAGCGCAAAACGAUUCUCGUUUUGUGUGGGAGGCAAUUGGAGUGCCUGCCAUAAUAGGUUCUGUCGGCUUUGAAUAAGAAUAAGGUGCCACGGUGGCGAGAUGUUAACUACCUCGCCCGGUAUGCAAGAGGUCGUGGGUUCGAUCAUGUUCCGACGCCUGCUGUAUAUUUGGAGUUUGCAUACUCUCCCUGUGGUCGCGUGGAUUUUUCUCCGGGUCCUACGGUUUUUCCCUCCACAUUUAGAAUGAACAUGCGUUUUUAGAAUAUUUGGCUGCUAUAAAUUUUCACUUGAUGUUAAUCCACUUUCUUUGGGCUAUCAUUUGUGUGAUAGCCAGGUUGCUUCUGAAAAAGGGCUUUAGCUGGUAGUGGAAAUAUUUUUUUUAAUAAAAGGAGUAAUGCCUGGAGAAAACCCACACAUUCGAGGACGAUAUCACUCAAAACGCCACACAAAUAGGUCAGAAACUCAGUCACUUUAUUGGCCCCGUUGGCGGGCAUCUUCUCUUUUUGUUAUUUCUCCACAUAUAUCUGAGCCAGCCACCAACUCCCCCACCCCCCAAGUCUCUGCACUGCAGAGGGGGGAGGGGGGGAAGGGGGUACAUUCACAGGUGCCGCUCCUGGCAGUGAGUUUAUUAAGAUGAUGAUAGUUUCCUUCUGAGUAGUGCAACGGUUUGACAACGAGCAAGCGGCGUUGAUUUUUUUUGUGUACGAGCAAAGUGCAGCGCAGCGGUUCCAAGUUUUUGUUGAUGUUGGCUGUAAUUGAGACGCAUUGUGUCUCAGCGUAAUGAGACAUCCGGUGUUGCGGAAUCCCAUCGAUUUCAGAUUGCCGUGCCAGUGUGCUCCAUAUCUUUUAAAUAAUGGCGAAUGCUCCAUGUUUUCAAUGGACCACAGUUUGGAGUAUUUUGGUCACGAAGUAGUUGACCUAUGAAAUUCAGGGUAAGGCUUUAAACUAAAGUGAUUUUACAAGGGCAUUUACGUGGCAAGUUUAAAAAGAAUAUAUAUAUAAUUUGGAUGUUUUUUUGUAAAGCUGUAAAUGAUGAAAUUAAAAAUGUCUCGAGGGGAAUUGAAUAGAAGCUGCACGUUAAUUCCAUGCCCAGACUCAUGUAAUGAGAUGUAAUGGUGUAUUCUGUUAUUAUUUCUCAAUUAAGUGUUCGAAUAAUGUUGAGUCUGCACAAUAUUUGACAACUGUGUUCGAACGUUUUUCUCUCCCACAAACUUUCAGAUGUUGAUCUUGUUUUUAUAUCCAGUAUUUAAACACCUUUUUGUACCCUACCUAUAAUUUUGUAUUGUCGGCUUGAAAACCAAACAUGGUAGAUGUUAUGGAUGUUUCAUGAUUGUUAUUUUUAAUCGGAUUAUUGGCCAUUGCUCUCCGUGAGGCAAAGCGUCGCACCGCGUACGAACGCGUGCGUUAUGGAGCAUUGUGGGUAAAAAUCAUAUCUCCAACUCCGUUCUGUUUCUUCGCUUAUGAAUAUACACAUUUUCUGUUAGCCCAUCAAUAUAUUGGUUUUCCAGACCAAUAUCUCACGACAUUUGUUUAAACAACCAAAUUCUGGAGCGGUCUUAACCUUCGUUGGUUGCAUCAGCAGAGACACGGUUGUUAAAAAACAUUGUGUUUAUAUGUAUAUUAAAAUGCACCUGUUGUUUAGAGCCAGGCUAUUUCAGAGAACUUUAUUAUCAUCUUGCAAGUUCAAAAGCCAUGAACUGAAGGAAACCAGUUUAUGUUUAUCAGCAAACAUUCUGAACAUUGCUAAUGUUUUUCUAAUGUGGAAUGUUAAUUAUUUUUUUUAUAUUCUUGUUUUGGAAGUUCCGGUCGCAUUUCAUCCACCUGCAUUGUUUAAAACAAAUGUUAAACGUGGUCGUUCAUUGUAGCAUGUCACUGAAGUUGAGAGAUACACUACAAACGAACAUGUAUUCAUGAUAAACUGAAGUAUUCUUUUUUUGUAGUUUCUUAUCCGCUUUUGUUAAUUUAAAGGCACGCGGUCUCGGUAACCUCUACGUCACAAACUGUAAAAAAUGUAGAAAGUAAAUACAGUAUAAUUUUGUAGACUUUUAUCGUAGGGCGAUGUCUGUGUAGGAGGUUAGGCGAUGGCGAGCCGAGGGUAAACCGAAGCGUUGAGGCUCUAUAUUCUCAUAUUCCUGAACUCUUGCAGUUUAACGGGUUAUAAAAUGUGCAUGUUUCACUUACGUAAGCAGGUUCAACAAUAAAGACACAUUGUCUUGAUACCG
This is a messenger RNA of Lethenteron reissneri (Far Eastern brook lamprey), 6581 nucleotides long. RefSeq names its product SEC14 and spectrin domain containing 1 (gene SESTD1). The record is from RefSeq and is a predicted model, not a curated record. Gene Ontology annotation, molecular function: phosphatidylinositol-5-phosphate binding; phosphatidylinositol-4,5-bisphosphate binding; phosphatidylinositol-4-phosphate binding. Lineage: Eukaryota; Metazoa; Chordata; Hyperoartia; Petromyzontiformes; Petromyzontidae.